GGGAGAAAAGUUAAUAAGUGCCGCAGCGUUUAUUCGCAUAAAUACGGUACUAAGCGGUAUUACUAUGGUAUCAAGCAUCACCCUCAAAUAAGCUCCGCGGUGCUAACUCGCGCAAAUUCGAUACAUGUUCCAUUUUCCCGUUUACGAUUUUGGAAGAAUAGUUCCCAGUGCCGAGAAAUACUGCUGUAAGUAAAAUACGGAAUGGCGUUAUUUCGUUGAUAUAACAACUUCGAUGUCAUUGCAACCCUGAUCAUAACAAAUUUUCAUCUUUAUCGAAUACAACUAUGGUGGCAAUUUUUUCAAAUCUUUGUUUAUGGCCACGUAGUUUACGCUCAAACUUGGGAAGUAUUGACACUGAAAAACUAUAUCAAGCCACCUUAAAAUGUCAGCUUACACGAACAAAUUGCCACUGCAGCAUGUUUGUAAAGAUUAUUUUUAAGGUUCAGCCGACGAGGGAAUGGCUAAAUAAAGUAAAUUUGUCGAGUUUUCAACUCAAAAACGUUUUUAAAUUGGUGCUUGUAUCGUAAACCAUGUUUACGAUACUCUCAUGCAAAUACACCUCUUGGUUGCUUGUUCCAGGAGUUCAGAUAGGUUUAGGUGUUAUUUGCCAUGUUUAGUUAAUUUCUUAUGUAAAUUAAGGCGCAGUUGAAUAUUUUUAUAGGCACUGCGCGCUACAGAUUUUUAUUAACAAUAAUAGGGACUUUACGAUCUUACUACGCGACGGCAACGAGAACGUCAAAAAUAAUAAGUUUAGUACACAAAACAACGGCUUUGCUCGUGCAUCUCACUUUUUUGCACAUUUCUUGGCCGUUUUUGCACGACUACGACGUGGAAAUUGCUGAUUUUACUUUUUAGGGAGGACGUAAACGAGCGACGACGAAAUUUUAUCCUCUCUCUAAGCUUGAAUAUAGUUCCUAAAAAUUAAAUUCCUGGGGGGUUUGCCUACAUUUGACAAAGUUGGAAUAAUGGCAAUGAAGACGGGAAGAACGAAAGUUCAUUUUUGAAGCGACGUUUUCGCUGCCGUCGCGUUAUCAGAUCGUAAAGUCCCUAAUAGGGAGUUCACGAUCGAGAUAAUCCAGAAGAUGACGCCGGCUGUCCUGGUGGCCGCGUCGCGCCUGGGCACUUGUAUGUAAAUGACGUUACGAUCAAUCAUUUCAGGCGGCGGCGGACUCUUUUUAGCGGGAAAAUUUACUUAGCACCAGCCUGAAAUACUGAAAACCUGCUCACCAAGCAUCGAUUCGAUACAAGCAAGCAUUGUCAGAAAAAAAAUAUAAGUAAUAACAAAUUAUGCCAAACCUAAGAGAGACUAGGAUUUCCCUUCUUUAUGCUUAUGAUUCGAGCAUCAUCAACGAUGAAGAAUUCGUCUUGCUGUACGAUAACAACACUUUAAAAAGCCCUAACUUUCCCUACUGGAACUACGAGGCCUUGAACUCGACAUGUCCGACGAUGAGUGUCAAGCAGAAUUUGGUAUUUACAAGAACGACGUCUAUGACUUAAUGGAGGUCUUGGCUUUUCCAGAGACAUUUACGUUCUACAAUGGCUUAACGGUAAAUGGCACUGAGGCUCUUUACAUCUUUAUAAAAAGAUUUGCGUAACCUUGCCGUUAGCUCUGUAUGACAAGUAACAUGGUUAUGGACUAUUUAUAUAAGCACUGAAGUUAUUUGCUAAUCUCGCUAAAUCAGCCUUGGCUUUCGCCUGAUAAUUUGGAGACAUUCGCUAAUGCUGCUUUCUUUUCAAGCUGUCGGAGCUUUGCGGAAUUGUUUUGGAUUUGUCGAUGGAACGGUCAGACCUGUUUCCCGACCCGACAAAAAUCAAAGAGUAUUGUCAUAUUCCUAGACUUUCACUCAACAAAACAGGGACACUGUCAUUGGUUGAUUGCUGGUCACGUGGUCUUGACUAAAAUCAAAUGUAUUCCGAUCGUGAUACAUUAAGCAAUGUACCCCGCUCGUGAUACAUUACAGCACGUGAUCAAGGCAUGGUGCAAAGUGGCGUGAUUGAAAGCGGGAAUUUUAACUUUGGUUAAUGAGCACAGCAAAACAAAAAAAAUAUGGAGUCUGAACCUGUAAGGAAACGAUUCAAAUAGCUCACAAAUGAAGAGAUUCAGGAACUGGUUGAGGCCAAAGAUUCCGAAAAUACAAGCAAAGCGACUAAAAAUGCCGUUGCUACUUUUCUAUCGUUCUGUAAUAAAGUUACGCCUGAAGAACUUGUGACAAACACAGAGUCCAUGGAGAAAAUGUCGAAGAACGAACUGAAUGAAGUUCUAACUAACUUCUAGCCGAAUGCUUGGAAAAAGAACGGAGACAAUUACAAAAAGACUGCCUUGAUGGGACUACGAUUUGGUCUGCAAAGGCACUUUCUACUGAAAAGAGAUUUUGACAUCAUUAAUGACAGCGAGUUUUCCAAACCAAAUCAAGUUUGUGAGGCGGCAGUUGUCGAGUUAAAGCGGCAAGGAUUUGGCAGAGUUGAUCACCACAGGCCGAUAUCAAAGGAAGAUCUAGAAAAAAAUCAGUCUUGUUACAAUCCAUCCUCUCCAGAUCCUAAAUCCCUCCAGGAAGUGGCUUGGUUUACUGCGCUUUUCACAAACAUGCGAAUUCUGAAGUUCAAAAGCCAACUGACGAUUGCGUUUUAGCUGCCGUCAAUCAUCUUAACGGACCUCUUAGGAAACAAAACUUUACUUUAACGGGUUCAAAAGGUCAUGGUUUGUGAUUUAUAAUUGGUGGAUUUCGAUCCGUUUUGUGUGUUUCUGUGUUUCAAGGUUCGUUGCUUGUGAUCGUAAUUAUGAUUGACGGCAGCGGAAAACACAAUUGUGAAGGCGGCUUUUGAACUUUAGAGUUUGCAUGUUUGUGAAAAGCGCAGUAAAUCUCAUGUUCCACUAAAUUCGCCGCGGGAGAGAAAAUCUCCGUCUUCUUACAAAACAGACGUUUGCCAUGCAGGUUGAUGCAACUGGUAAGAAGUACGUAUAUCAAGCACUUAUUGAUGAACUGGACAAAAAUCACAGGGGAAAGGAUCAACCAGAUGAUUCUCCAGGUGAAGGCCGUAUGUAUGAAAGACCGAAGAGUCCAUACUGU
This is a messenger RNA of Porites lobata, 3068 nucleotides long. The record is from the annotation of a GenBank genome assembly. NCBI's taxonomy places the organism in Eukaryota, Metazoa, Cnidaria, Anthozoa, Scleractinia, Poritidae.